CAGCCGCCCUCCGCCAUGGGCACGGCGUGAGCAAAGCACUUCUUUGGCCAUAAAGUGAAUUCCCCUCUUGGCUGCCCCCGCCUGCGGCCGCCGCGGGAUGUCGGGCAAGCUGCAGAGCCGGCCGGCCGAGCAUGGCGAGCAUCCCCGGCGGCGGGUGGCCAACGGCGCGGCCGGCGCGGCCGCCCCCGCGCUCAGCACCUACACGCCCGAGGAGAUGGUGCAGCAGAUGAAGGAGCUCAUCACCGAGAACAACGAGCUGAAAGAAGCCAUGAAGUUGCACAACCAAGCUAUGAAGGAAAGAUACGAGGAACUUUCUAUCUGGCGAGAGAAGCAGAAAGAAGAACGUGAAUUUUACGAGUCAAAAUUUAAAGAAGCUAAGCAGUGCUUGCUGGCCAAAUGCAUGGAAAAUGAACAGCUACAGAAAGAGCUUCAGAGCUUAAAAGAAAGAGAAGAAGGAGCUGAAAUGGAGGGCUGCACCGCUCCAGAGAAGGAAGGGAGGCUGCUGAAAUCCCAGGUGCUGCGGCUCCAGGCCGAGAAGGCAGAUCUGCUUGCCAUCAUUUCAGAGCUGCAGGUUAAGCUGAACAACGCAGCAGAGGACUCUUUUGUGGAGAUUGCCAUGCUUGAAGGAGAAAUAAAUAGAACUGCAAAAGAAAAUCAAGAUAACAGUGGUGAAACGACAAGUAAUCCUGCUAUCUACAUCAGGAGCAAACUCACAGAUGAAGGGAAAAAUUUAGAGUCUGAGGAUCUAACUGUGAGUCAGCUGCUCUGCUGCCUUCGAAAUGAAACACAGAAGAGGGAAACCCUUGAGAAGGAACUGCAGAAUCACAAAGAGAGACUGUCAAAACUCAAGAAGGAAGAAGGAAAUUGUCUGGAGAGUGGGACUCAAACUGAGAAGGAAGAGGACAGAUCAGAGUCGGUUGGCAGUGAAGUAGAAAUCCUGAAUAUGCAAGUGUGUGCUCUGUUUAAAGAGCUUCAGGAGGCCCAUGAGAAGUUAAAAGAAGCAGAACUGAUUCAGAAGAAGCUUCAAGAAAAAUGCCAAGUACUUGAAAGGAAAAACUCUGCUGCUGCAUUAGAACUGGAUGAGAAGCAGCAGCUAAUAUACACUACCAAGAAGCUGGAACUUCAGGUGGAGAGCAUGCAGGCAGAGAUCAAGCUGGAACAAGCCAAAACACUGGAAGAAAAGGCAAAAAAUAGUAGCUUGCAGGAUGCAUACAACAAACUCCUCUCUGAACUCACUAAGGCAAUGACAACAAUCGAUGACUUGAAACUCAAAGAGCUGGACCAAGUGGAUAAAGCUGCGUUUGAAGAACUUUCUGCAAAGGUGGAACUGGCAGAACAAGCCCUCGCUGCAAAACAGCUCAAGAUAGAUGAAAUGAAGCAGGUAAUUGCCAAGCAAGAGGAAGACCUGGAAACCAUGGCCGUGCUCCGUGCUCAGAUGGAGGUGUAUUGUUCUGAUUUCCAYGCCGAGAGGGCAGCAAGAGAGAAGAUCCAUGAGGAGAAAGAGCAGUUGGCCCUCCAGCUGGCCUACAUGCUAAAAGAGCAGCAAAACCUUGAAGAUCUCAGCCGAAACAAUUUGGCAGAGAUGCAGAACCGGCAUGGAGCCAGGGCAGCAGGAGAUCGGGAGCAUUCACCUCACCUUGUUCAAAGAGGAACUGGUAGUCAAGACUGGUCUCAGCAGCGGAAUGUCUCAGUGUAUUCAUGUCCCAAAUGUGAAGAAAUUCUACCUGAUUUGGACACGCUGCAGAUUCAUGUUAUGGACUGCAUUAAUUGAGUGAUGCCCUCCAAUUCCUCAUAUACUAGAAUUCACCUGCCAAACAAAUACACUUCUUUUUUUUUUUCCCUUCUGCUAUAGUAACAGCCAGCUCUAUGUCUAGUCAAGGGUUUUCCUAGGAUCUUUCUCAUUAAUUCAAUGGGAAAAAGGGAAGACUCCCAUCCUGCCCUCUACUCUUGUUUUAACACAGUUUAAAACACUGUCUUGUUUUAAUCUGCUUUAGGAAAAGAGUUUUUAUAGGCUAACAAAACAAAUGCAUUAAGAAACAACCAGGGUGUCUGCUGCAGUGAAAACUUUGAGUAACGCUUCCCUGAUAUGUUCUGCCCUCAUGACUGACAUGCAAGUGAUAACCUAGAGUAUCACUCUGAAUUAUUGAAAUCAGAAGAGAAAUGAGAUACUAAUCAGUUAAAGUACGGAAGCCCACAUAUAGUUCAGCUUUCCUAUACUACUAAUCAGGAAGGUAAGUCAUUAAAAAUACUGUUGGAGAAGCUUUCAUUAAAAUGGGGGAGUGUUGUAUUCUUCAAAAUGAACCCUGUUCUUUCUCCAGGUGACAGGUUUAUUGCUGUCCUUGUGACUAUGUUAAUCUGAUGUUAUAUUUUUGAUGGCCUAUGUAACUUCUUGCUUUAGCCAGAUGUGGGCAAGGUUUGAGAUAGAUCAUUUAGGUCUGAUACAUGUAGCUACUGGUGUAUUCAAGUCACUUGGUUUUAUAGAACUGUGCGUUUUCAGGUGUGGUCUUUAUUCUUCUUUGUU
Molecule: messenger RNA, 2521 nt
Organism: Nothoprocta perdicaria
Lineage: Eukaryota; Metazoa; Chordata; Aves; Tinamiformes; Tinamidae
Gene: OPTN
Product: optineurin
Exons: 14
Coding region: 98-1771 (557 amino acids)
Biological process (GO): protein localization to Golgi apparatus; regulation of canonical NF-kappaB signal transduction; Golgi ribbon formation
Cellular component (GO): Golgi apparatus; nucleus; cytoplasm
Molecular function (GO): K63-linked polyubiquitin modification-dependent protein binding
Source: RefSeq, a predicted model, not a curated record